Molecule: messenger RNA, 1481 nt
Organism: Styela clava
Lineage: Eukaryota; Metazoa; Chordata; Ascidiacea; Stolidobranchia; Styelidae
Source: RefSeq, a predicted model, not a curated record
UAAAAUAUUAGUUUACUGGCGAAGAAUUUGAACCUUCUGUCCAUGGAUAAUUUAUUGCUAUCAGUAAGCGAUUAUGAGGAAGAGGCUCGAAAAAAGUUAUCGCAACGUGAUUGGGGCUACUUUGCUGCAGGAGCUGUAGGAGGAGAAACUGUAAAAGAAAAUUGUGAAGCAUUUAAAAGAUGGCGAUUUCGACCCAGGAAUUUAAAGAACGUUAGCAGAGUGAAUUGUGCGACAGAAGUAAUUGGUUCGAAAGUACCUUUUCCAAUAUGUAUUGCACCAACGGCAUUUCAUCGUCUGUGUGCGCCAGAAGGUGAAUUUUGUACUGCAAGAGCCGCCGAAUCAAUUGGCGUAGGAAUGGCAGUAAGUUUAUGGAGUAACAAAACUAUGGAAGAGAUCGCAACUGAGGUGCCAAACUGCAUAAAAUGGUGUCAACUUCAAUUAACUAAGAAUCGUAUUGUAACAGAGCAUUUUGUGAGAAGAGCUGAAAAAAACGAAUUCAAAGGAUUUAUUGUAACUAUCGAUGAACCGGUUUUUAGAAAUCGUGACCACAGAUACGAAGACGGAAGACCAUUUAACUUUGAUACAUCCAUUAGAAGCAGAAAUAUUGAACAAUCGACCAAGAUUGUGGAACCUGACCAGUCGGCAUUUGCUGCGUUUCAAUCCUGGAUGAAUGGAAGUGUUGAAUGGGACAGUAUCGAUUGGUUGAAAGAAAUUACGGACUUACCUGUAGUGGUUAAAGGAAUUCUGACAGCGGAAAUGGCAAUUAAGGCAGUUGAACACAAGGUUGACGGAAUCAUUGUAUCAAACCAUGGCGGACGAAUAUUGGAUAGUACACUCGCGACAAUAGAUGUUCUUCCAGAAGUAGUGAAGGCCGUGAAUGGCAGAGUUGAUGUUUAUUUUGACGGAGGAAUCCGUAAAGGAACAGACAUAGCAAAAGCAAUCGCUCUCGGAGCAAAAGCGGUUUUUGUUGGAAGACCCAUAAUCUGGGGACUAGCAUGCAAAGGGGAAGAAGGUGUGAGGAAUGUUCUAGGAAUUCUCAAAAACGAAUUUAUCUACACCAUGCAAUUUCUUGGUGUUUCUACAAUAGAAGAAUUGCAAACGACACCAGACAUAGUUGUUCACGAAACAAGAUAUUUCUCGAAACUUUGAAUUAAAUUUCUCCAGGACAUAAUAAAUAUGCAGAAAUUGAUAAAUUGGUCGAUAUGAUAUGCGCAAAUGCUGAUAUUAAUAUUUUUUGUGAAGUCUUUAAUUACAUCGCCAGUACAUUGCAAAGUUACAGUUUAUUAUUCGACAAUGGAAAAUGUCGAUAAUUCAUAAGAUAGUACAAGGCCAAAUUAUGACAUCAUAGUAACAAAUCUAGUAUAGCGAGGGUAAGUCCCGAAGCGUUCGUUUUCUGCUUGCACUGCAAGACGUGAAUCCCUCACAGAACAAAGAAAGGAUAUGAUGCGUUAUAAAUCAAUGUGGGAGUUUUUGACAUUCUA